Molecule: messenger RNA, 1497 nt
Organism: Arabidopsis lyrata subsp. lyrata
Lineage: Eukaryota; Viridiplantae; Streptophyta; Magnoliopsida; Brassicales; Brassicaceae
Product: putative methylesterase 14, chloroplastic
Exons: 8
Coding region: 80-1099 (339 amino acids)
Source: RefSeq, a predicted model, not a curated record
ACAUUAUUUAGCGUAAACAGUAAAACUUCUGAUAGUUCUUGAGAGCUCUCCUCUUCGGAACAGCUCGACCUUCACGCCAAUGGCGUCUUCUUCUCUUACUUCGUUCCCAUGCCUAUCCUCGCUCAAAAUGACGAUUAAGCCCAUGGCAGCUCUCACCAAUCCCCCAAGAACGAAAACUCCAUACGAACUGAAAAAGGGGCAAAACCGUCUCUUCCACAAGCUUCCCUCUGGUCUAAAAAUGGAGGUAAUCGAACAACGAAGAAGCAAAUCCGAAAGAGAGAAUCCACCAUUGGUGUUUGUACAUGGAAGCUAUCACGCAGCUUGGUGUUGGGCUGAACAUUGGUUACCUUUCUUCUCUUCUUCUGGGUUUGAUUCUUAUGCUGUUAGUUUACUAGGUCAGGGUGAAAGUGAUGAUCCUUUGGGAACAGUUGCUGGAACACUUCAGACGCAUGCAAGUGAUAUUGCGGAUUUUAUCGAAUUGAAUCUUGGCUCUUCACCUCCUGUUCUUAUUGGUCAUUCUUUUGGAGGACUCAUUGUUCAAUAUUACUUGGCAAAUAUUGUAAACAAGCAGACGUUAGGAAUGGAAAAUGCGUUUCCAGAAGUUUCAGGGGCUGUACUUGUUUGCUCGGUUCCACCUUCGGGUAAUAGCGGCUUAGUUUUACGUUAUCUCUUCUCUAAACCUGUGGCUGCUUUUAAGGUUACUCUCAGUUUAGCUCCUAAAGGUUUUCAGAAAUCUAUUCCUCUUUGUCGGGAAACAUUCUUCUCUCAAGCCAUGGAUGAUCAACUUGUGAAGCGUUACCAGGAUCUUAUGAGAGAGAGUUCACGGAUGCCGCUGUUUGAUCUGAGGAAGCUAAACGCAUCACUUCCAGUACCGAAACCAAUGGAAAAUUCUACAAAUGUUCUUGUUUUAGGCGCCAAAGAUGACUUCAUAGUGGAUGAUGAGGGGCUGAAGGAAACCGGGCGGUUUUAUGAGGUUGAACCGGUUUGUAUUGAAGGUGUUGCUCAUGACAUGAUGCUAGAUUGUUCAUGGGAGAAAGGUGCUGAGGUUCUUUUGAGUUGGCUUUGUGGUUUGUCUAAACCGGGAAAUUUAUCUGCUUAAUGGAGUAUUUGUGUAGAUAGCUGCUUCUCUUUUUUUUUUUUUUCAGGUAAAAGAAAGAAAAGUGAAGUGUUGAUUUAGUUUGUGGAUAUUAAAAAUAAAAGUGUGGGACAAAAACAAAAUUGCAAUUUUCAUUUUCAGGCCAUAAUUUCAGCUUAGAUUUGGAUUUCUACAUUCGCGGAGGCGGUCUGGUUCCUGGUGAGAGCUCGUGGUUCGUCGAAGAUUUCUUCAACGUCCACAAAAUCAUCUCUACAAAAUUCAAAGAGAGACCCAAAUUCAAAAACUGUAAUUCAGAUCACAAGAAACUGAGAAAGAUGAUAUUGUUUUACCUAAAUCAGAGAUGAAUUCAAUUGGAGAUGCUAAACGGUUGUUGAAAUGGAAGAAAUUGUUUUUUGUUUAAA